Hyaloscypha bicolor E is the source of this 639-nucleotide messenger RNA. RefSeq lists its product as uncharacterized. NCBI's taxonomy places the organism in Eukaryota, Fungi, Ascomycota, Leotiomycetes, Helotiales, Hyaloscyphaceae. The record is from RefSeq and is a predicted model, not a curated record. The coding region runs from base 1 to 639 and encodes 212 amino acids. The transcript is spliced from 4 exons.
AUGCCCGGCUCAUCUUUUCUGCUCCCCUUUAACCCCACUCUGUUUGAAGAAGAAGAAAGGGUUUCCAUCUCUACCCUCGAAGAAAAGAAAGCCAGCACUUUAAUGCCAAUAGUUGAAGCUUUGAAGCCACCAGUAAAAGAAUUCGCGGACAAGGUGCUGAAAUAUUCCAGUGUUGAACGGAUAUGGGAAGAGGAAACGAGAUUGGAUGAAACGGCAGGAGGACUUACUGAGUUGGGGACGACCAUCGAGGCGCAUUUUGCAGCUCUAGGAGCAUUAUAUCGGAAGUUGAUAUUUAAUGUGCUCGAAUUCCACGGGUCAAAAUCCGUAGAAAGGGACGUGGACAUUCUUCGCGCCGUGAAUGCAAACUCGGACGGAGUUGGAGAGAUAUAUCGUCUAUUGACGCACAUGCGAGAGUUACAGGAGAGCUACGCGGGAAAUCUGUUGGCGUUGGACCCGAUCCUGGUGGAUAAAGAAUCUGAAAUGAAAGGUGCGAAGCCAAACGAAGUUAUGCAGUCUUACAUUGCGAAAGCCAUGUUGCUGGUCCAGCCUGGCAUUCAAGAGACCGUGACGGAUGAGUUUGCUGCAAAAGCCAACAGGAUGAAAGUUGAUGGUUCUGUUAUCCGCAAGCUCAGAACUUAG